ACCGAGCUGAUUUGAACCGUGCCUGUCUUCCAGCCAGCCAUCACUUUUGGAUACCUUGCCUGGACCUCACCUAUCCUACUCCAUCGCCUGUACCAGUGGCACAUUUCAAGGGUUCUCCCAAUGACCUCCAAGAACAUCAAAGCUCUGUUUUUCCAAGGAUUAAAAGUUUUCUAGUGGAUAUAGGUUUUAGGAGGGGAAAUCCUUGGAUCCUCGUCUUGUGUGAGGAUUUGUUCUGUGCUGUAAAGAAAAUAUAAAGAUGAGCUACAACGAUCGAGCUCCAGAUCCCGACCUGAUGGUCGGUUGUGACCCUAAGUACAGCCUUGAAGAUGAAUUAGAUUUCAACAUCCUGUUUGAAGAAGAAGAAUCGACUCCUCCACAUAAAAUCAUCAGCCAAUCAUCUUCUGGAGUUGCGUAUUCUCAUGACGAUGUCUCCGAUUAUCGGUCCAGAUCUCUGGCUUAUCAUAGGUUAUCCUCAGAUCCCACGAGCAUAUAUGAACAGCACAAUAGUGUAGGGUCCAGGUACCACUUAGACCCUAAAAAUGCUACUGGGGCUCCAGCUCUGAGUCCAAGGAUUGAGAUCACUCCAUCUGAACUGUUUCAUACAGGUUCAUUUCGCAACAGAGAUUCAGAUACUUUGGUAGAACAUCAGCCAAACUUGGCUGCUACCUUGCAAGUCUAUACUUAUGAUGGCUACAGAGAACCGCUUUGCUUGAGCCCUGCUAGUAGUGGGUCAUCAACAAGUUAUAUUUCAGAGACUAAUUUUUCUCCUUACACUUCACCUUGCGUUUCACCAAAUAAUGGUCCUAAUGAUGACCUGUGUCCACAGAUACAAAACUUCCCUCGUUAUUCUCCUAGAGCUUCUCCAAUAAUGUCUCCACGGGCCAGCAUCACAGAGGACACCUGCCCAGGACCACGUUCUCCAUCUCCUCGACCCAACUCCCGGUCUUCAUCCCCAGGCUUCAAAAGAAGGUACCCUUGUCCUGAGCUCAGCAAUAGCCACCAAACCAACAUUUCUCCACGACAGUCAAGAACACCUUCUCCCCAGACAUCGCCCUGUGUUCAUCUGAGGGACGAUAACUCUUCACUGAGUUACAUUAACCCUUCUUCAUCUGCACAUCUUAUGGAAGACCUGAGUCUAUCUACCGAUCCUUCAUGUGGUGUACCAACCAAAAUGUGGAAAAACAGCUCGGAUCGUUCCCCAUUGGCUGCUCAUAAGAGUAUGUCAUGUCAGGUUUAUCAGCCUUCAGAAUAUGGGCCUUACGAUCAUGAAGAGAGGAAGAAUUCGGAUCCGGGAUCAAUCCUGCUUGUGCCACCCACCUGGCCAAAGCAAAUUUUACCAGCAAUGCCGUACUACAGUAUCCCUGUUGCUUCACUACCUCCUCUUGAGUGGCCCCUGACAAGUCAGGCGGGCUCAUAUGAACUCCAGAUUGAAGUGCAGCCUAAACCACACCAUCGUGCCCACUACGAAACUGAGGGAAGCCGCGGAGCAGUAAAAGCCACCACCGGAGGACACCCUGUAAUUCAGCUUCAUGGCUACAUGGAAAACAAGCCUCUGGGACUUCAAAUCUUCAUUGGGACAGCAGAUGAACGGAUCCUCAAGCCACAUGCCUUCUACCAGGUCCACCGUAUCACAGGAAAAACUGUUACUACCACCAGCUAUGAAAAGAUUGUCGGCAACACCAAAGUCCUGGAGAUUCCGCUGGAGCCAAAGAACAAUAUGAGAGCAACAAUUGAUUGUGCUGGGAUACUGAAGCUAAAAAAUGCUGACAUUGAGCUGAGAAAAGGGGAGACUGAUAUUGGGAGGAAGAACACUCGAGUGCGACUUGUCUUCCGAAUACACAUUCCGGAAGCCAGUGGAAGAAUUGUCUCUCUGCAGGUAGCAUCCAACCCUAUAGAAUGCUCUCAGCGAUCAGCUCAUGAACUCCCUCUAGUGGAAAGGCAAAAUAUCGACAGUUGUCUCGUCUAUGGAGGGCAGCAGAUGCUUUUAAAUGGACAGAAUUUUACAGCUGAAUCCAAAGUUGUGUUCACAGAAAAGACGCCUGAUGGCCAGCAGAUUUGGGAGACAGAAGCCACAGUGGAUAAAGACAAAAGUCAACCUAACAUGCUGUUUGUUGAGGUGCCAGAAUAUCGAAAUAGGCAUAUCACGUCUCCAGUGAAAGUGAAUUUCUAUGUUAUAAAUGGGAAAAGAAAAAGAAGCCAGGCCCAACACUUCACCUUCCUGCCAGUGCCAUCUAUUAAAACAGAGCCUCUUGAAAAUGAAUAUACUUCCCUAGUCAGAAGUAACGCGCAUACUGGGUUAGGAACAGCAGCACAACCUUUCUACCCCCAGCAUCCACUGAGCAGUGAAUCCCCUUCAUGCCUAGUGGCCAACUUGGUCUCCUGUCAACAAGCAAGAGUUGGCCUUCCAUCACCAGAUUCACGAUAUACACAGCAGAGCCCAUCAGCAGCUGUGUACCAAAGAAGCAAAAGCCUUAGUCCCAGUCAGCUAAGCUAUCACCAGCCCUCUCUGGUGACUUCUCAGAUCACAAUUCCUGAUCCUCAUAGAUCAGUCCUUGUCCACACUAGCUCUCCGAUCCAGUCUGCAGCAAACCCUCAGCCAUCUCCAGUAAUCCACUUUUCUCCCACCAAUCAUCAGAUGAGAUGUGGAAGCCACCAAGAGUUCCAGCACAUCAUGUGCUCCGACUUUGCUCCCAGUCUUACACGUCCAACCCAGGCGCAAAGAGUAAGUCCCACCAACUAUCCCACUGUAAUCCAGCAGCAGUCCAAUAGCCAGAGGUCUCCUAAGAAUUGUCCUCCAGCCACAGAACAGAAGGAAAUCUUACCUUCAGGAGUCACGGUUAAGCAAGAGCAGAACCUGGAUCAGGCCUAUUUGGAUGAUGAACUGAUAGAUACAAACCUUAGCUGGAUACAAAACAUUAUAUGAGGCCGGGUCAGUGGUCUCUGAGGCAAGAAUUGAAAGUAAAAAGUGAAUGAAAUUAUCAGGAAGGAGUUUUCGGUGCUGCCUGCAAGAAAUCAAACAUAGAAGAGCGACGCUGCCAGGACCUCUCAUACUGAACGCUUCGUUCCCUAACCUCCAUGAUCCUCCUGCCUCAUACACCCCACCUUCUGUUUCCUCUUCAUCCACGACAAGCUGCCGAUUCCAGCACCACAAACAAUAUCCUGGCACCGUGCUCUACCGGGCUCCUGUAAACAUCAAAGCCACAAAUUGUCCUGUCAUAAGAAGUGUAUCCCAGGACCAAUGAUGUGGGAAAUCUAUAAGAUGGUGAGAUGUGAAGGAUGAUUUGUAAGAUCUGAGAAGAACAAUGGCUCAAAGUGACAACUGGUAGGAAAUAAAAUGAGUCGCAAGACGGAUGGCGCUUAUUGAGAGUCUGUGACGGUGGCAUUGAGAGAACGGUGCUCAGGAUGUUCCAAAAGUACACAGAUAAGAGAGCGCACAUACUGAAAAGAGGCCAACGUGUGGCCCUCCAGCUGUAGUACACUACUAGUUCCAAUGUACUUUACUGCCAGAGAGUCACAAUGUGUGCUGUACAAUCUGCUUGUGUUAUAUUACUUCAGAGUUCCCUAAACUAUGAGUCUUCAGAUGUUACAAAAUUACAAAUCUCAUCAUGGUCUGACAGCCUGGGUCUUUCAGGGAAUGAUGGGAGUUGUACUUUGGCAACAGCUGGUGAGACAUAGGUUUGGAAACACUGUAUUACUCUCUGUUAUAGUUAUUGGAGGGACAUUGUAGAUAUGCGCUGCCUUAUACAACCUGUCUCUCGUCUAUUCUGUAAUACAGUCGCUUUUGUGCCUCUUCCCCUCAGUCUUAUCAUAAUCCAUACAAUGCAUAAGUAGAACAUCAGAUUAUUAUAUUUUAGCUAAAAUAUAUACAUACAUUUCUAUUGUCUUUUGUAUAGAUGAUUUGUGCCAUUUAAAGCAGGGAUUCUAAAACUGCUCGAGCCGGCCGCUGCUUCAGAAUUAUGCCCCAUUGUUGCCACUUAUAUGUACAGCCCCCCGCUUACUCUCCUCUGACACCCUUAAUCCGGCACCAAACAAUCCCUGCUCUAAAUUGUAAGUAGAGAUCUCCCGACAGCAUCUGUAAAUAGUGAAUGCAGAAUCUGUUAUUUAUUGUGUCUAAUCAAAUGUUUAGAUCGAGGAAUUAACUAAUGUGCUUGUUUUAUAGAUUAUAUAUAAGAGCCGCCUUUGUAUAUUUCUGUGGUAUAUAAUGCUUUAAAAAAGAAAACUUUAUCCGAGGUGUCCCAAGGACCAUAAGUCAGGAGAGCGGUGCCCAUCACUUUACAUCCCCAUAGCUGAGAACACCUUCAUGUUGUGGUUAUUUACCACAGCGACCCAAUGUUACAUAGUAUCCAGUAGGAUUAUUGUUCACACAGUGCAAUGUUAGGGCACACUGUGGGUUAAAGCUGCACAUUUGUAGUUGUUUUCCACCAUUCAUUUUCUAUUUGCAAGCAUUUUGAAGCCUAUUAAUAGCCUGUUUUAUAGUCUAUUUGCCACAUAUUUUACAUGUAUUAGGAGCAUUUUGGGCCCCCCACUGACUUCAAUGAAAGCUUUGGACUUGUAGACUUUUUAUAUAAACAUGCUUUUUAAAAAUAAUCACCAUAUGAACAAUAGCUCAUAUUUCCCAUUGAAAUCAGUGAGGUGGUGCAUAAAGCUCUUUGUGAAGUUUUUAUAAAGUAUGUGCCUGGAGAUCUCCUGGCAUAUGCAUUAAACUGAUCAAUAGACCCCCUUCACCUGACAUAGUGUUGUCUUCUGUUUGGGUGGUGUCUAGCAGAUUUUCUUUUUAUGAGAAUUGUGCAGAUCUCUGUGCUAUUCCAAAGACGUGGAUCCAGUAAAUAACAUAUCUUGCAUAGUAUACUUUUUUAUACACUUUACAGAUUUUAAGGGCUCGUUCACUCCCCAAUUUGUGCCUCCGAGGUACGGAUAUAUUAGCAAUAAAAAGAAAAAAGUACAACUCAGCUCACCACCUUCAAAGGUAAUUCUUGUAUGUCGGACAGGUACAGAUCAUGUAGAGGGGAGCAUGGAAUAUAAAGCGGGCCAUAUCCUGUGAGCACAAAUUGAAGAAAAUUCAGGUGUUCUCCCAAGAACAGAUGAAAAAUGAAAUGCUGACGCGUUUCAAGCUAAAAACCUAGCUCUUAAUCAUGGCCAUUAAGAGCUAGAUUUUUAGCUUGAAACAUGUCAUCGAUUACUUUUUUCUUUUGUUUAACAUUAUUUUAAUUUGUCCUUUUAAAUCAAUACCUAUUAAAAGUAAGUUUUAUCUUAUCAUCUGAUCUUGGGAGAGCUGGAAUUCACCGGAAUUUUCUUUAAGUUUACGGAUACAUUAGUAAAGUGUCAAAAUGACAUGCAGACUUAUCCAUGUUUGGAUAGGCCUGGUCCCCAUUCAUAAUGUCUUGAAGUGAAAAGUACUGCAACCAUGUUUUCUCAGUCUGAGCCAAAACUUUGAUAUGUUCAGAAAAUAACCCAAAUGUAUUCACUAGCUGACUACACUCAAGCCAUUGAAAUCAAUGAGUCCCAUGUCUGUCCAAACAUGGAUACACUGGCAUGUUAUUUUGUCAGUUCCCCGAUAUCGGUGCUUCAGAGGCACAAAUCGUGGUGUGAACCCUGCCUAAGUGACAUCACCCUGCCUAAGUGACAUCAGUUGAAGGAAUACAUCUGAGGUAAAUGUUGCGGAGUCCUUUAAUGUACUCCUCUAGUCAGUCAGUAGGUAAACUGGAAUUGUUGUCUAUGCACACAGGAGCACUGCACAUGAAGUAUCUAUGGCCCUGCAUUAUCGUGCCGCAGGCGCUCUAUGUCACAAUAGUCUCUCCUCUGGGGCAGACUUGACCUUCUGACACAUUUGGGCGCAGCUAUACAGCAGAUGGUGUUUUCUCCAUUCAUUUGUGUUGUUAAAAAUCUCAUUCAGAACCAUAUAAGUGGUCGCUGGGGUAAAAUAUACUGCAUGUGAAUGAGUCCUUAUGACUUUAUCCCAAGUAGUCAUCCCAUGGGCAGGAGAAGGAAAGGGCUUCCAAAACUGCAAUGUGACAAUCUUAGCUUCACUUCAAGAAGUCAGUAUUUGCCUUCUCCGAAUAGAUAUGCGGUAGCAAUAUAAGCCAUAGCCUAUGGAGCAUGUAAUAAGCAAUCAAAGCAAAUCCAAAGAGAAGACUACUGCUGAGGUUCCAGCAUUUGUUGUUACUGCUCUGGGAGCCUCUGUCACCUGCACUUAUUCAGUAACAUAGUGACUGUGGUUCCCGGAGUAAAUGUUCUGGUUGUUAUUUAAUUUACCAAACUGCCUUAUAUGCCUAAAAACCUUAUAUGUCUAAAAAUUGCUAAAAACCGGUCCCUAUGGGCAGCACCACUGAUUCCUCAGUCCAUGCCAGUGUUUCCCAACCAGGGUGCCUCCAGGUGUUGCAAA
This is a messenger RNA of Hyla sarda, 6382 nucleotides long. It is a transcript of the gene NFATC2, whose product is annotated as nuclear factor of activated T cells 2. Gene Ontology annotation, cellular component: transcription regulator complex. The transcript is spliced from 11 exons. Gene Ontology annotation, molecular function: DNA-binding transcription factor activity, RNA polymerase II-specific; transcription factor binding; RNA polymerase II cis-regulatory region sequence-specific DNA binding. Gene Ontology annotation, biological process: calcineurin-NFAT signaling cascade; regulation of transcription by RNA polymerase II; cytokine production. The coding region runs from base 257 to 2923 and encodes 888 amino acids. The record is from RefSeq and is a predicted model, not a curated record. Lineage: Eukaryota; Metazoa; Chordata; Amphibia; Anura; Hylidae.